Perca fluviatilis (European perch) is the source of this 2794-nucleotide messenger RNA. Its product is annotated as prostaglandin D2 receptor 2-like. The transcript has 2 exons. Gene Ontology annotation, molecular function: G protein-coupled receptor activity; complement receptor activity. The record is from RefSeq and is a predicted model, not a curated record. Gene Ontology annotation, cellular component: plasma membrane. The coding region runs from base 156 to 1298 and encodes 380 amino acids. Gene Ontology annotation, biological process: positive regulation of cytosolic calcium ion concentration; phospholipase C-activating G protein-coupled receptor signaling pathway; complement receptor mediated signaling pathway. NCBI's taxonomy places the organism in Eukaryota, Metazoa, Chordata, Actinopteri, Perciformes, Percidae.
CAGUCCAGAGUCACAGAGCCUCCUGGCUGGAUGCUCUCAGAUGCUGACUGAUGGACCGUAGCUGGGAUCUUCAAACCUGAACCCUUUACAUCGACAGUGAUGCCCUCGAUCUCAGCAGUGUGCAGCAAAAGGGAGUUAAAGGACAUCAGCUCAGUAUGGCGUUAAGAAAUUUGUCCUGUCCUGUCCAGAUGGAAACAAAUAUCAGCAUAUUUCACGCAUCGAACCAAACAGCCAAGAUGAGUUCUUUGAGCGUGUUCGCCAUUUCCCUCCAUGGCCUGUUCUCUACCAUUGGCAUCAUAGAAAACCUCCUCAUCCUCGGAGUAGUCGGCUUCCAUGUCCGUCGCUCUGUCAUCAGCGUCUGGAUCCUGAACCUCGCAGCCUCGGACCUGCUGGCCACCGCCUCCCUGCCCUUCUUCACCCUCUACAUGGCCCGCGGCAGCACCUGGACCCUGGGCAAAACCGUCUGCCGCCUCCAUUCCUCAAUCUUCUUUCUCAACAUGUUUGUCAGUGGCUUCUUGCUGGCGGCCAUUUCUAUGGACCGCUGCCUGGUGGUGCUGAAACCCGUCUGGGCUCAGAACUACAGGAAUGUCCAACGUGUGGGGAAGGUAUGUGGGGUGAUUUGGGUCUUGGCUGUCUUCUUCACAAUCCCCUUCUACAUAUUCCGUGACACCAUUCCCCUACCUAACGGCCAGAUCCUAUGUUACUACAAUUAUGCUCGACUCCUCCCUGCUAAACCAUUUGACCUGGGGUCUUUAUGUAAGGAACGCAAGGAGGCCUUGGCCUUUAUGAAGCUCUUUCUAGCUUUCCUGAUCCCUCUACUGAUGAUCAUCCUCAGCUAUGCUGCCGUGAACAACCGCUUGGCGCGCAGAGGCUGCCGACGCCCUUUCCGUUUCGUUCGGCUCGUAGUGGCCGUGGUGGUGAGCUUCGUACUCUGCUGGGCUCCGUACCACCUCUUCAUCAUCAUUGAGGUGAUGGCCCCCAUUGGACAUCCUGCACAGGGUUUUGCAAGCCGUGCACUCCCAAUCUCAGCAACCAUCAGCUUCCUUAACAGUGUCCUUAACCCCGUUCUGUAUGUGUUCAGCUGCCCUGACCUGUGCAAGAAGAUUAGGCAUUCCCUGGGUGCGGUGAUGGAGAGCGUUCUGGCUGAGGAUCUGGCAGAAUUCGCCCGACGCCGCAGCACCGCUCGCAGCUCUGUGAGCACGUCCGAGGUGGUGUUGAAGCAGAGGAAUUCUCUGACAACCUUGACAGGAAAGGAUCAGGAGUAUUCUAAAAGUAUUGCUGAAUCUACUCUGGACUGAUCGAAAGCGUAACGUGAAUUCUUUUAAAUAGCAGCCAGGCUUUUAUUUUCUCCUUUGGAACAGCCUUUAUUUGUAAUUUUGUAGUUUUCGAUUCUAUAUUUGAUCACAUUUUAGUAAGAAGCCCCUGUGUUUUCUGAUCUGCUCCCGUAUGAAUUUGCUGUUGAUGAUGUGUCUUUACAUAAAUUGAGGAUACUUUUUUUACCGCAAAGCAUCACUCUCAUCAGUACAACAGAGUACAACAUAAGUUCAAGAAGGCGCGGCUCUCUCCAGUCAGCUACGCAAAAUUUAUGCUGAUAUUUUUUUAAUUUUACAAAUAUUAGUUGUGCCUAAUGUGGUGAUGUGCCGAUCUGACGAACACAUUCUGCUUUAUGAUGAAUCAGGCACAAGUUGGAGGAGCUGAUGGGAUAACAUUUCACUGGAAUUGUACCACUGAUUGAUGGAUUCAGUCAUUUCAUACUCGCCAAUCUGCGACUGCGAAAUACUGUUUUCAUUGACCUCCUGUUGCUUCCUAAUUCUCUUUGCUUCAAUUUGUUUUUUUGUCGAUGUUAAACUACAUUAUCCUGCACAAAUGUUUUAAAUUGAAACCCAUGCAGGAAUUCGGAUGGUUGCAUGAUUCACAGCCUGAAUGCGAUGGGCAAAGCUAUUGAAAGUGAAUAAGAGGUGAGCAUGAAUAAAUAUCCUAAAAAGAAAAUGUCCUUAGAUCAUUAUAUUUAACAUAAUUAACUAAGAGAUGCUCCCAAGUCAACCGAGAAGCUCAAUUGGCAUAACUCCUUGCGUUCCAGGUAGGCUUUUAAUUUGAAACGUACAGUAGGCAUUUCAUUUCAUUAAAUUAAUGUAAACCUAAUCCUUUUCACAAGUAAAAUCCACUGGACUGUUGUUGUACUGAUGGAAUUAAGGGUGUAGAAAUGUACAUUAUGCUGAAUUUCUUAUCUGAGCCUUUAGAUCCCAAGUCUUUCAAUCCCUCCUCAAUAUUUUCUACCCGAUCUUUAUUAGCGACAGAGCUUUAUUUGUUUGUGCUGGCAAUGGCCCCUAUUGUUAUGACCAUUGUUUGGCUUUUAUGUUAGAAUUUAUGGUAAUUCAAAUGUCUCAACCAUUCUUCAAAUUGCUUAUCUGAUUGCUGGAACAAGCAUUUUCUUUUUUUACUUGGAUGCUUGAUCGAUGUUUAUAGUUUAUUGAAUGACCCAUACAUUUGUGCUUCUUUUGUUGUUUAUGACUUUGUAAAAAGAGUUUGAACUAUAAGUCACAGAUACAUGAGGUGUCUCUGAUCAGUAUCUGCAGGAACUGACGAGCUACAUUACAGAGAAAGAGUGUGCUCUUCUUUUUUUUAUAUAUAUAUAUAUAAAUUUGCCCAUUGUGCUUAUCAUAGAGAAUAGAUGUCUUUGUGCAUAAUUGCAUUCAAUUCAUGUAAUAUAAAAAUUUUUUAAUGCUGUGAAAUUUACAUAACAUUAAUAAACCGACAAGAAAAGCAUUCUGGUGUUGCAGUGUGACACUUGUCU